UGCGUUAUAUAAUCUCAUAAUCAUUUUGCAUCUCUAAUAUCUGAACUGAUAAAAAACAGUUUGUCUUUGGGGUUGCGAUUAUAAUGUUGACAAGAUAAAUUUUAUUAUGCUUGAUAUAGUAUCUCUACUAUUACAAAAGGUUAAGGACACAAUAGAUAAUUUUCAUAAUAUUUAAUAAGGAAUCUCCUUAUAAAAAUACUCGAAUAGUGAAAAUAUGCAUCCGGAACCAAUGGAUAUUGAUAGUUCACGUAAGCACGGCAUCCAUUUUGUUAUUUGUUUAGUAAGAUGGCGCUGUGUUAUCGCAGGUGAGAACUAGAUGUGUUAUUAAUAUCAUCAUUACGUACCUAGAGUUUAACGCGUGUGAAGUGUGAAGGUACCUGCAUCCUUAUCAUUUUCUGGUGUGUGAACGACAUGACUGAUAGCAAAAUGGAACCAAAAGAAGAACAACAACAUUCGCCCGAAGAAAUAAAACCAAAAGUAGCCGCUCUUGAAACGGAUCCACAGCCUACCCAAAACAACGGAACAGGCGUUAUUAGAAGAAACUUCAUUACUCCGGCUGGAACUAUCAUUGAAUCAAACGAAGAACAACCUCCUGAACCGACUGCCGAAGAAAUUGUUAAAACAUCAGCGUCCACACCAAGUCCUGUCGAACAAAAAGUUGAACGUACAGAAACAACUACGUAUUCAGAAAUAUUAACGCAGGAGCAACGGGAACAAUUUCCAGAUACCAAACCGUACGCCAUAGAGAUGCCAGCUGAGAAUUUCGAAAAUCAGAAUUUCGCUCAAGACAUUAGUUACACAACUGUGAAUAUUGAAGGAAACGUUGUACCGGUAACUCUCUCAGAAAUCGAACAUCCUGGAGAUUAUGCCAACCUUCAGACUGCGCAAUAUAAUAACGGUUACGCUGAUGGUUCUCAAUACCUAGCUCAACAUCAGUAUCAAAAUUUGUUCAUAAACAGAAGCGAUGUUGAUAAUUCUUCUCCCACGGCGGUUUUAUACAGAGGCGAUCCCAAUUUAGCAGAUUCUAGAUACCAAGUAAACUUUGAAGUAUCCAGUACUCAACCCCAAGUGAACAUCCUCCCUUCUUCCGGAGAUUCCUACACCUACACCACCCCAGGAAGUUGGAAUGCUAGUAGCAGUGGUUCUUAUCAACAACAAUAUCCCGGAAACAUAAAUGUUCUUCAUCAAGCCGACAGUACUCAGUCGUACUCUGCUGGACAAUACGCAAACUCCACUUGGUCAUCUAACACGAUGGAGGAUGGACGGCCAUCUAGUCAAGAGGUACUAGUGAAAGAGUGCGUUAAUUGUGGCGCUAGCGUUACACCUCUUUGGCGUAGAGACGGUACCGGGCAUUAUCUAUGUAACGCGUGUGGUUUAUACCACAAAAUUAAUGGGGUUCACAGACCGCCGAUUAGACCAACCAAAAAACCACAGGCGACUGGAAAUAGGCGAAACGGAGUAUCGUGUGCUAACUGCAAAACUAAUAAUACUACCCUUUGGAGAAGAAAUAACCAAGGUGAACCUGUUUGUAACGCUUGUGGACUAUACUUCAAAUUACAUAAUGUUAACAGACCGAUCAGUAUGAAAAAAGAAGGUAUCCAAACACGCAAGAGGAGACCAAAAAGCUCUUCCGCUGGAAAUUCCGGAAACCCCGGUCAAAUGAGAAUUGGUCUUCCUCAGUAUCAGUUUCAACAUACUCAAGACAUAGAAAUACCCCAAGAUCAGUACCAGGUACCGAUGAGCGUUUACCAACAACCACAACCUGCGUAUAGACAAUUUGCAACAGACAGUCACCGAUUAAAGUAAGUUGUGCCCAACCUUUGCAGCCUAUAAGCGCCGAAGACGAGCAAGCCAGUGUCAUCACUUCAACGUCACAGCAAGCAAGAUUUAGGACAGACGUGGAAGACGAGGACGGAAGUAAUCCAUCAAUGCAAACUUAGAUUUUUGGGAAUACAUUGUUUGGAUAGUACUCUUUAACAUUAUUCCUAUUUAUUUCGUUUUGAUGGGAUUUAUAGGUUGACAUUUUGUCAACGUAACUGUUUUUUAUUUUAUAGUAGUCACUUUUUUUAAAGUACAGUCAAAAUUAGGCACUGAGGUUUUUAAAAAUGGUAGGGAACAAAUUGGAUUAAAAUAUCUAAAUAAAAAAUUAAUUGCUUUGUUAAAAAAAUAUUAGAAAAUUUGGAAUUUAUCCACAUGAGUAUGCAUUAAAUACUUUUUGUAACGAUGCAACUGUUAAGUUUAAAGGUUGAUUUUGGUUAUUCGGAUAAAGAUGAUCGGGUACUUUUAAAAUAAAUUAAAUAACUCAGUAAUGAAAACUUUUAAUGAGGCAUAUUAAACAUUUUGAAGAGUUAGUAGUACCUAUCUAGGGUGAACCCAUUUUAAAGGCUUAUAAAAGGUGUUUACAAUUGAAAUGUAACUUUGUUAUUUCAUAUGGAAAACCCCGUACCUAUAUUAGUAAGCUUUACACAUAAAAAUUAAAAUAAAAAAAAAAUAAGUGAAUUAGAAAUUUGAUCAGUUAUUGAACUAAUUUGUACAUUUUUGUUUUUCAAGUUAUAUUAAUAUUUUAAGUAAAUAUGCCAAAUAUUCUUAGUCAUCAGAAAUCAUACAGUCUUAAAAAUCUUCUUAAAACGAGAAGUUGAGAUAAUGACAAUUAAAAAUAAUUGAUUAAACAAAUAGGACGAGAUUAGUGAAGAUGAAGGAUAAAUAAGAAAAAUAAGUAACGAAACACAAGGCUGGAUAAAUAUAAAUUUUAUAAUCUAAAAAGCAGCCAAGACACAAAUACCUACAUGAUUAUUAGACCAAAUGAACAAAUACGAAUAAGUGACUUACAAAUAAUGAAAUAUAGGUUAAUACAGUGGCGCAGCCAGAAUUUUCUAUCAGGGGGAGGUAUUUAAAAAAUAUAAUGUUUUACCUAAUUUAACUUUUUCAAUUUCAAAAUCGUCUGUAUUUGCGUCUGGGUUUAGGGGGUUUUAACACUCCCUCGCUGCGCCACUGGGUAAAUAGGAAUACAUUGUAUCAAAUUAAAGCCCAAUAUUCAAAUGUGCCGAUUAUAUUGUAAACGAUAGGUAGUUCUUUUGAGGUUCUGCAAGAAAUAGUAAUAUUCUUGAAUAAUGAUUAAUAAGUUUCGUGAAUUUUUCACUACUACUUACUAUUGGUAUAAAAAUAAAAAAAAUUUCAAAUUUUCAUAAUAACAGCGUUCAAAGUAGAGGCACAUUUUAUUUUCUGGAUAACUAUAAUCUUUUAUACUUUAACUUCCUUAUGCCAUUUCGGACACUAAGAGUAAUAACAUUAUUUGAUAGUAUCUAUUUCAAAAUCUUCUUCUUCUUCUCUUUUUUUGUGACAAAUAAAAUUCGAGAUUCGUAGCACUUCCGGUAGCGUUCUUUUCUACGCUUUUCUAUGUCUGUUGUUGCAGCUUCUUUGGCUUGAUCUACAUUCUUUGAUUCUUAAAAAAUGCUAGAUUCUUGUUCUGUCCAAUAUCGCUUCUAUUUCCACGUCUCUUUUAAUAACAUUUCUGAUUUUAUUCUUUAUAACAUAUUCCAGCCUUUUCAAAUAUUACAUUUUACAAGCUUCAAUUUAAUAUUUCAUCUGACAUUUACGUUUUUCUGUUCCUGUCGUAUGGUUAUUAAUAGAUAUUGGUCUAUAUACAGUUUACUGGUAUCAUCAUUAAUUUCUUCAUGUGUCUGACAAUGGGCUUUGACUGUUAUUCCUAACAGUGUUGUUCAAUUUAAUUCACAUUGUUAUACCCUUUCAAAAUCACUGUAACACCGGCUGAUCUAAUGGGCAACUGCAAUUUCCCUUGCUCCUUGAGAAUAAUAAACCUAGGUUGAUUCCUUUGACUAAAGAAAUCAAAUGAAAAAAAAAAAAUCAGCCUACGCUGUGAACCCAGAAAAUUGUCUCCUCCCCUUGGAAAGGUUCUGGUUUCGCCCCUGAUAUGUAUUGAAACGGUCUAUUAUCUUCUAUUAUCUUCUAUUAUCUUCUAUUAUCUUCUAUUAUCUUCUAUUAUCUUCUAUUAUCUUCUAUUAUCUUCUAUUAUCUUCUAUUAUCUUCUAUUAUCUUCUAUUAUCUUCUAUUAUCUUCUAUUAUCUUCUAUUAUCUUCUAUUAUCUUCUAUUAUCUUCUAUUAUCUUCUAUUAUCUUCUAUUAUCUUCUAUUAUCUUCUAUUAUCUUCUAUUAUCUUCUAUUAUCUUCUAUUAUCUUCUAUUAUCUUCUAUUAUCUUCUAAAGUAAGACAGCUAGCGACAAAUUUAAAAUACAAAAACUUUAGGGUUUUUUAAAACGGAUGAAGUAAAGACAAAUUAAUUAUACAGGGUCAGUCAAAUACACAUGACGAAACAAAGUUUCGUUAUGUUUAAUGGAACACAUUGUAUAUGAUUCCUUAUUUCAAUUUAAUAAAAUUCGUUUAUGAAUUGAAAUAUGAAAUAAACUACAGGGUAGUUUAUUAAAGAAAAAUCAACUUUGUUUCCUUACAUAUCAGCGACCUUGUACCUAUAAUAACAUUUCCUAUACUCCUAUAGCCAUUAAUUUUGAUUUUUCAGUUUUCUUUUUUCUACAGUUCUUUUGCAAGAAUAUAGCUAAUUAUCUUAUCCCAAUGUCCUUUAUCUUUUGGUCACUAUUUUCUGUAUAUACUCAUCUAUACACUACAUUAAAAUUAUUUUAAUCAACAAAAAAUGCCAUAAGAUUUUUGUUUCCAUAUAAAUGGUUCUUGGUUCUAAUAUAUUUUAUUAUUUUAAUAUUUUAAAGCUCUCUAUGAUCUUUUGUUAUCUUACUACUUACUCUGACUCUUCCUAUUUUUAAAUGUAUCAUUACUACACAAACUAUCUUCGAAUUGCAUCAGAAGGCUUCAUUACUUAAAUCUUGUAUCCAAGAAAACUGAGCGAAUUUUUUUCUUCAGAUUUUUUUCGUCCAGAAAUAUUAUAAAAAUAUUAAAAUGUAUUUAAUAGUUAAAAGUUGCUUGUGUGAUUUUUAAAUUUUCCAAAUAUUACUAUUUCUUUAAAAAUCUAUAUUUUUUUAAGAAU
Messenger RNA from Psylliodes chrysocephalus, 5013 nucleotides. Lineage: Eukaryota; Metazoa; Arthropoda; Insecta; Coleoptera; Chrysomelidae. The record is from the annotation of a GenBank genome assembly.